Alnus glutinosa is the source of this 4333-nucleotide messenger RNA. RefSeq names its product phytosulfokine receptor 2. The coding region runs from base 947 to 4093 and encodes 1048 amino acids. Gene Ontology annotation, molecular function: protein kinase activity; receptor serine/threonine kinase binding; ATP binding. The transcript has a single exon. Gene Ontology annotation, biological process: protein phosphorylation. The record is from RefSeq and is a predicted model, not a curated record. NCBI's taxonomy places the organism in Eukaryota, Viridiplantae, Streptophyta, Magnoliopsida, Fagales, Betulaceae.
AAAUGCACUCACACAUCACACUACUACUAUUUCUCUUCUACUGUUCUUUGAUUUGAAAUAUCUAGCCUUCUUUUUCUUCUCUAGAUUCUGUCAUCUUUUUUUUUAGGCUUUGAAUAUUAGUGGGAGAGAGAGAGAGAGAGAGACGUCUGGUUUUGAAAUUGGGGAAGAUCCAUUUGCGGGCAAAGUGGGUACAGGGUUGGUUUCCCAGACGACUGUUACUUCACUUGCAAGGGAUGGUAAUGCUUUCACUGUGGGGCUUUCUUUGGGGAUCAUGGGUCUACUUGCUUGCUAAGUUAGCAAUAACCAAAAUAGAAGAAAAAAAGGGUCUACUGCCUACUAGCUUAGUUAAAGUUCCUUUCUUUUGUUAUGAUUCUUCCUCUCUUCUAGUUCGUUGACUGAAAUCUUUGAUCUUGGGAUCUGAAAUCUUUGUUUUUUGCGGCUCCUUAGGUGAUUUGGGAGAUGGGUUUAGGGUUCCUUCAAUUGGGUCAUUUUCAUUCUCUCUAAAUGGGGUUUUGCAUCAUUGCUUGUUCAGCAAAAUAGGGGUUAAUGGGGUUCUUGAUUUGUGGUCAAGGGUUUUGAAUUUCUGGUGGGGACUUGGUAUCUCAGUGGUUCUACUCGUAUUUAUUAUUGCUUCACCUUUUUCCGAGAGUCACUGUUAAUUGCUUCACUUACAAGCUGUUAUUAGUUUCUCCUUCUGUGGUUUCUGAGGUGUGUUUUUUCUCCUUCUAUAAGGGGCAGUGUUUGUUAAACACUUUCGAUUUCUGGUGGGAAUUGGUGAUCUCAAUUGUCUUUUACUUGUAAUUCUUGCUUCAUUUGCAAGCUGCACGUCUUUAGGCACGUGCGUAUGCAAGUUUCUUCAUUUGGAUUUCUUCUUGCUUCUGAAAAGCAGUGCAUGGGAGGAGUAUUGGCCUUGAUUUGAGCUGGGAAAUUUCUUGUGGUUUCAGCAAUGGUGGUGCUGCGGUCUGUUCCAAUGACUUUCCUCCAAUGGGUAUUCUUGGCUUGCUUUCUUUGUUCAUCUAUGGGUCUGAAAAGCCCAGCCCCAUCUUGCGAUCCUCAUGAUCUUUUGGCGCUGAAGGAGUUUGCAGGAAACCUCACGAAUGGGUCCAUCGUCACAGCCUGGUCCAGUGAAUCCAUUUGCUGCAAGUGGGAUGGUGUUGUCUGUGAGAAUGUGAAGGGAAAUGGUUCUGUUGCUGGUAGAGUGACCAAGUUGCUUCUCUCCAAGAUGGGUCUCAAAGGGACGAUUUCACACUCCUUGGGUCGAUUGGACCAGCUGAAAUUGCUUGAUCUUUCAAGGAAUCAUCUCGAUGGUGAGUUGCCCACAGAGCUUUCAAACUUGAAGUGGCUGGAAGUUCUUGAUUUGAGCCAUAACAAUCUGUCAGGACCGGUUUCAGUGGCACUUGAAUCCAUUCAAGUAUUGAAUAUCUCUAGCAACUCAUUUAGUGGGAAUUUUCCCGAGCUCAGGGGAUUGCCAAAUCUUUUUGUGUUCAACAUUAGCAACAAUUCAUUCUCCGGCCAGUUUAAUUCUAACAUUUGCAGUUCCUCAAAUGGGAUUCAGAUUCUUGAUUUGUCUGUGAACCGUCUGGUGGGCGGUCUUGAAGGCUUGGGAAAUUGCAGCACAUCUCUGCAACAAUUACAUGUGGACAGCAAUUCACUUUCAGGGCAUCUUCCUGAUUCUUUGUAUUCUCUGUCAGCUUUGGAGCAACUCUCAGUCUCUGGGAACAAUUUCUCUGGCCAGCUAAGCGAGAAAUUGAGUAAGCUCUCUUCCCUUAAAACCCUCGUCAUUUCUGGAAACCAAUUUUCUGGUGAACUGCCAAAUGUGUUUGGGAACCUUUCACAACUAGAACAAAUUGUUGCACACUCAAAUUCAUUUUCUGGGCCAUUGCCAACUACCCUUGCACUCUGCUCAAAGCUUCAAGUGCUUAAUCUUCGUAACAAUUCGUUUAUUGGUUAUAUUGAUCUUAAUUUCACUGGGUUGCCAAAUCUUCUCACACUUGAUCUUGCCAGUAAUCGUUUUUUUGGGCUCCUUCCAAAUUCCCUAUCUAAUUGCCAUGAAUUGAAAAUUUUGAGCCUUGCUAAGAACGAAUUGACUGGCCUAAUCCCUGAAGAUUUCGCAAAGCUUACAUCGCUGUUGUUUCUUUCAUUGUCGAACAACAGCUUUGUGAACUUAUCUGGGGCACUAUCUGUGCUGCAGCAAUGCAAAAAUCUCACCACUCUUAUCCUUACAAAGAAUUUUCAUGGUGAGGAAAUUCCUGAAAAUGUGAGUGGGUUUGAGAGCCUGAGGAUUUUGGCGCUUGGGAAUUGUGCUCUGAAAGGCCAAAUCCCAGGUUGGUUGUUGAAUAGUCGGAAGUUGCAAGUCCUGGAUUUGUCUUGGAAUCACUUCAAUGGCAGUAUCCCUCCUUGGAUUGGUCAGAUGGAGAAUUUGUUUUACUUGGACUUCUCAAAUAACUCUCUCACAGGUGAAAUCCCAAAAAGUCUGACAGAGCUGAAGAGCCUCAUUUUUUUAAAUUGCAGCUCAUCAAAUCUUUCUGCUUCUGCUGGCAUUCCGCUGUAUGUAAAGCGAAACCAGAGUGCUAAUGGCCUGCAAUACAACCAGGCCUCAAGUUUCCCCCCCUCAAUAUACUUGAGCAAUAACAGAAUAAGUGGAAUAAUAUCGCCUGACAUCGGGCGAUUAAAAGAGCUACAUGUCUUAGAUUUGAGCAGGAACAACAUAACUGGGACCAUCCCUAGCUCGAUUUCAGAGAUGGGGAACUUGGAAUCAAUGGAUUUGUCAUAUAAUAAUCUAUAUGGAUCAAUCCCCGUGUCAUUCAGUAAGCUCACUUUCUUGUCAAAGUUUAGUGUGGCAUAUAACCACUUGCAUGGGAUGAUUCCAAUCGGGGGACAGUUCUCAAGCUUUCCGAAAUCGAGUUUUGAGGGCAACCUGGGACUUUGUGGGCAAAUAGAUAUUCCUUGUGAUCACGGUGGGAGUAAAGUACCUGUUAUGCGAUCUGGUUCAAACAAUAAAUUUGGUCGAGGCAGCAUCGUUGGCAUAACGAUCAGUAUUGGUGUUGGAAUUGCAGUGCUUCUUGCAAUUGCUGUGCUUAAAAUGUCCAGGAGGGAUGUGGGGGAUCCAAUUGAUAACUUUGACGUGGAACUCAGCAGGCCACACAGGUUGUCUGAAGCGCUUGGGUCUUCAAAGGUUGUACUCUUUCAGAAUUCGGAUUGUAAAGAUCUCACAGUUGCAGAAUUGUUAAAAUCUACAAACAACUUCAACCAAGCAAACAUUAUUGGUUGUGGUGGAUUUGGUCUGGUUUACAAGGCCAACCUUCCAAAUGGGACAAAAGCUGCUAUCAAGAGACUUUCUGGGGAUUGUGGUCAGAUGGAACGUGAAUUCCAAGCUGAAGUGGAAGCCCUCUCAAGAGCUCAGCAUAAGAACCUUGUUGCUCUUCAAGGUUAUUGCCGAUAUGGUAGCGACAGGUUGUUAAUUUACUCCUACAUGGAGAAUGGAAGCUUGGAUUAUUGGCUGCAUGAGAAUUUGGAUGGGGGCUCACUACUAAAAUGGGAUGCAAGACUCAAGAUAGCUCAAGGUGCAGCUCAUGGAUUAGCUUACUUGCAUAAGGGUUGUGAGCCGAACGUAGUUCAUCGAGACAUAAAAUCUAGCAACAUACUUUUGGAUGAAGAUUUCGAAGCUCAUUUGGCUGAUUUUGGUCUCUCAAGGCUACUGCAACCUUACGAUACUCAUGUCACAACGGAUUUGGUUGGAACUUUGGGUUAUAUCCCUCCUGAAUAUAGUCAGACUUUAACAGCAACUUUUAGGGGUGAUGUCUAUAGUUUUGGAGUUGUUCUUCUCGAGCUUCUUACUGGUAAAAGACCUGUGGAGGUUUGCAAAGGCAAAAACUGCAGGAAUUUGGUCUCUUGGGUGUUUCAGAUGAAAUCUGAGAAGAGGGAGGAGGAAAUUAUAGAUACAGCAAUAUGGGAUAAGGAUCAUGAAAAGCAGCUCUUAGAGGUGCUUGUUGUUGCCUGUAAAUGCAUAGACCAAGAUCCAAGACAGAGACCCUCUAUUGAGCAAGUUGUUUCCUGGCUUGAUGGUGUUGGAUUUAAAGAUGCACAGCAGUGAAAUCCACACUUCCCUUUCUUUUUAUGGGUCUAAUUUUCCGUGGGGAAUCCCAGAAAAGGGAGACAUUGUCCAAAGUUUGUAGAAGGUUUGUGUGGGUUUCAACAAGUGACUGGUUUCUUAUCAAAUACAGUCGUAUGGUACUGUACACUGACUGAUGAACUUUGUAUACAUAGGCUAUUUGGCCAUUUCUUUUACUAGAAAUAAGCAAUUUAUAGAAAGAAUGAGUUCUUCUUUGCUUAA